Messenger RNA from Alosa sapidissima (American shad), 7159 nucleotides. Its product is annotated as mediator of RNA polymerase II transcription subunit 13-like. Gene Ontology annotation, cellular component: mediator complex. Gene Ontology annotation, molecular function: transcription coregulator activity. NCBI's taxonomy places the organism in Eukaryota, Metazoa, Chordata, Actinopteri, Clupeiformes, Clupeidae. The record is from RefSeq and is a predicted model, not a curated record. Gene Ontology annotation, biological process: regulation of transcription by RNA polymerase II.
AGCCAAUAGGCUCCAGGAGGCAGAGUUCUCCCCGUGGCCGCCAUUAUAGAAAGGAAUCCAUGAAUUCAAAUGGAAACCAUCAGGAACAGAGACCGAAAUAAUGGCUAAAAUGACCGAAUAUUUUUAAUCACAUGUUAGGUUUCGAGAAUCUUUUUACGGAAUGUUUUUCGAUUUUAAGUCUAUUCGGGUGGUGAUGGAGGCGUAGAGGGUCGUUUUAGUAAAGACCGUUGUAAGCUAAGGGGGAGGGGGAGAGUUGCUUCUUUGCUCUCCCUUUUCUUUUUGUUUUAAGAACAUUUUACGCUUGUGUUUUUAAUGAAGUUUAUAUAUGCUCGUUUACUCGACGCGGAGUUGCGCUGCUUCUAAUAUUUAAGGUGAUAUUUAAGGCGAACAAGAGCAGUCGUAUGGGGUUGUUGAAUUACAUUCUCCAACCGAUUGUUUAAAAUAAUUCUCUUAGCUCUGCUUGCAGCCAUCAUAUAAAAUACAUUCGAAAGCCGUUCUUUCUUUCCUGGGAACAGUAAUGAUGGAAUGUUCGACCCUGCUGUGAAAGGAUGAGUUCUUGUUUUGUACCAAACGGGGCCAGCUUGGAGGAUUGCCAUUCCAAUCUAUUCUGUCUGGCCGACCUGACGGGGAUAAAAUGGAAGCGGUACGUCUGGCAGGGGCCCACCUCGGCGCCCAUGCUGUUUCCGGUGACGGAGGAGGACCCCAUCCUGGGCAGCUUCAGCCGGUGCCUCCGCUCGGACGUGCUGAGCGUGUGGAGGAGGAGCCAGAGGCAGGGCCGGCGCGAACUCUGGCUCUUCUGGUGGGGCGACGACCCCAACUUCUCUGAGCUCAUCCACAAUGAGCUGACCGCUGAGGAUGACGGCGUUUGGGAGAGUGGCCUGUCGUACGAGUGCCGCACGCUCCUGUUCAAAGCCAUCCACAACCUGCUGGAGCGCUGCCUGAUGAACCGCAGCUUUGUGCGCCUCGGCAAGUGGUUCGUCAAGCCCUACGAGAAGGACGAGAAGCCCAUCAACAAGAGUGAGCACCUCUCGUGUGCCUUCAGCUUCUUCCUGCACGGCGACAGCAACGUGUGCACCAGUGUGGAGAUCAACCAGCACCAGCCCGUCUACCACCUCAGCGAGGAGCACCUCACCCUGGCCCAGCAGGCCAGCACCCCCUUCCAAGUGAUUCUCAGUCCAUUUGGACUGAAUGGGACGCUGACGGGACAGUCCUUCAAGCUCUCGGACCCGCCCACCCAGAAGCUCAUCGAGGAAUGGAACCAGUUCUAUCCCAUCAGCCCCAGCGCCAAGGAGAACGCCGAAGACAAGACGGAGGACGCAGACUGGGAGGACGACUCCCUGGCUGCGGUCGAGGUCCUCGUCGGUGGUGUUCGGAUGGUGUACCCUGCGUGUUUGGUGCUGGUGCCCCAGUCGGACAUCCCCAUCGUGGUCCCGGUGGGGGCCUCCCAUGGCUCGGCCGUUUAUUCGGGUGGCCACCAAGUGCCUGUGUCCCAGCGUGACCCUGCCAUCUCGUCGGUCACCCUCACCCCGCCCACAUCACCUGAGGAGGCUCAGACAGUGGACUCUCAGUCGGCUCAGAAGUGGAUGAAGCUGUCUUCUGUGAUGGACGGCUUCAGCACGGACACCACCAGUCACCACGGCGGCAAGAUCCCUCGACGCAUGGCCGGCCAAGUGGUGGAGCGCGUCUGGCAGGAGUGCAACCUCAACCGCACGCAGAACAAACGGAAAUUCUCAGUGACGACCAACGGUACCAGCGAGGCGGACGUCCCGGAGAAGGUCGGCGCGUGGGACUUUGUGGAGGCCACGCACAGGUCCACCUGCCUAUGUUCCAGACAUAAAAAUCUGAAGCAGCGAGCAGGCGUUCCCCCCGGGCAGCCACCCAGUGCAGGCCAGGCCCCCCAGCCGCCCACCAAGCACAAGACGGGCGAGAAGCCUGAGAAGGCGGAGAAGCAGCAGAAGCGCCCGCAGACGCCCUUUCACCACCGCAACUCCACCUGCGACGACGUGGCCCUGGAGCCGGACGCCUCGGGUCAGCGCCUGGCCCUCCGGGGCUCCGAUGGCAGCACUAGCGCCGCCGCGGCGGCCGCCCGCUUCCCCGGUCUGCGGGCUGCCGAGGUGGGCUCCGUGUCCUCCAAGCCCCCCCAGCUGCACGGAGGAGCCACCGGAGGUGGCGGCGGCUCCGUGUCCUCGGGCCCCGGGGGCCCCUCGGAGAUGGGCGGCUCGCCCCAGCCGCCCCCGCUGAGCCCGCACCCGUGCGGCGACCGCAGCGAGGAGGCGUCGUCCGACGCCCUUAAGAACCCCUCCACGCCGCACAGCCAGCACUUCUACCCGGCGCCCCCGUCCUCCGAGCCCUGCUUGCUGCCGCAGCAGAAGGGCGCCUCCGGUGGUGGAGGCGGCGGCGGCGGCGACGAGCCUCGACUGGAGCCGCCCUUCCACUCGGCCGCGGCGGCCGCCUACCCCGAGCCCCUGGGGCCCACCGUCUACGUGGGCGCCGCCGUCAGCAUGGAGGAGGAGGUCGGAGGAGGGUCCGGCGGAGGAGGGAGCCACGCGCCGUGGCGCUUCUUUAACCUGCCGCGGAGGAAAAACGCCGAGUUCCCCACGCCGGCGCUGCCCGGCGACAAGCUGCGUGAGGAGGCCGCGCUGGGCCAGGACGGCAUCGUGUCCGUCACUGAGUUGAUGGCCACGUCCAAGAGGCCUCUGAAGGUGUCGGAAGAGCGCGUGCAGAUGUACGUCCAGCAGCGGAACAAGUACCUGUCGUCAGCCACCAUCUCCGACGGCGACCUCGAGCCCGAAGUGGACCCGUACGCCUUCGAGGACGGCGACGUCAAGUUCUUCUUCUCCAACGAGCGCAAGGACAAGUCAGGGAGAGAACGCGAGCCGGGGAAAAAGCACAAGGGGGAAGAUGGUGGAUCUGGAUCUUCAGACGACCCUCAGCGUACAACACCCCUCAGUCGCACCGCCCCAGCCAGCCUGAUCCACGAUAAAGACCUGGCCGUCUCCAUGAACGACCUGGACAACCUCUUCAAUUCGGACGAGGAUGAGCUCACGCCCGGUGCCAGGCGAGGCGUCAACGGGACCGACGACAAGUUCGGCGCCAAGGAGCCCAAGCCGGCCACGCUGGACCCUGUGUCCUGCAUCAGCUCUGCCGACCUGCACCAGAUGUUCCCCACGCCACCUUCUCUGGAGCAGCACAUCAUGGGCUACUCCCCCAUGAACAUGGGCAGCAAGGACUACGGCAGCAACGACCCCGGGACCGGCAUGACCUCGCUGGACGGGGCCGCCAUGCUCGGGGGCCAGUUCAAGAUGGAGGUGGAGGAGAGCUUCUGCAGCCCCAAGCCCUCGGAGAUCAAGGGUCCUCUGACCUGGCAGCAGUUCCACAAGAUGGCUGGACGAGGCUCGUAUGGCACGGAUGAGUCUCCAGAGCCCUUGCCCAUCCCCACGUUCCUGGGUGGGUACGAGUAUGACUUUGUGGUGCUGUCCCCCUUCGGCCUCCCUUACUGGGAGAAGCUGCUGCUGGACCCCUUCGGCUCGCAGCGAGACGGCUACCUGGUGGUGUGUCCAGACACCGACGCCCUACUCAGCGGAGCCAAGAGCUUCUUCAAGGAGCUCACAUCCGUCUAUGAGUCCUGUCGUCUCGGCCAGCACCGGCCCAUCUCCAAGCUCCACGCAGACGGCAUCGUCAGAGUGGGAGGGGCUGCCGCUAAGAAGCUCUCAGACCAACCUGUCAGCGAUUGGUUCUUGAAAGCAGCCAGUGGCAACAACGACUCCUUCGCUAAGCUCAAGCUCUUCGCUCAAGUCUGCAGGCACGACCUCGCUCCAUACCUCUCUGCUCAGCAAUUGGAUGCCUCCCUCCUCUCCCAGCCAAACCCCGCCCCCGCCGCCUCCAGCCAAUCCUCAACCGCACAGUCCUCAGGCUCCACCGGCUCCCAGGGCACGACGGCGUCUGCGUCCGCGGGCGCCGUCUCCAGCAACGGUGCCCCCGGGAACAACGGCAGUGCCAACGCCGCAGGCCUGGCGUCGGGCACCGCCGGGGGUACCCCUGCCUCGUCCAACACCUCGUCGUCGUCGUCGUCGUCGUCCUCGGGCCCCCAGGGCGCCGGUGCCAUGCAGUCUGCCAAAUCCAGCUCCUUCGCGCCCUUCGGGAGCAUGGGCGCACAGGCGGGCUCCAUGAACCAGCAGACGGGCGGCCAGAACGCCGGACUCCCCGGAGACGGCACGGCCGGCGUGAACCAGACGCCAGCGCCCACGGAGCCCCCCGAGAGUACCAUGGAGAAGGAGAAGGUGGGUGUGCCUACGGACGGCGACUCCCACGCCAUCACGUACCCGCCAGCCAUCGUCAUCUACAUCGUCGACCCGUUCUCGUACGAGGACGCGGACGGCACGUCGGCCCACUCAAGCGUGUGGACCCUCGGCCUGCUACGCUGCUACCUGGAACUGGUGCAGCACCUGCCGCCCCACAUCCGCAACUCCAUCUCCGUGCAGAUCAUCCCAUGUCAGUACCUGCUGCAGCCUGUGCGGAGCGAGGAGCGCCACAUCUAUGCCCAGCACCUCAAGUCCCUGGCCUUCUCAGUCUUCUCCCAGUGCCGGCGGCCGCUGCCCGCCUCCACCAACGUCAAGUCACUGACGGGCUUCGGCCCGGGCCUGGCCCUGGACACUGCCCUCAAGAGCCCAGAGAGGCCAGAGUGCUUGCGGCUGUACACGCCGCCGUUCAUCCUGGCGCCAGUGAAGGACAAACAGACGGAGCUGGGCGAGACGUUCGGUGAGGCCUCGCAGAAGUACAACGUGCUCUUCGUGGGCUACUGCCUGUCCCAUGACCAGCGCUGGCUGCUUGCCACUUGCACCGACCAGUUCGGAGAGCUGCUGGAGACGUGCAUCAUCAGCAUCGACGUGCCCAACAGGGCGAGGAGGAAAAAAGGCUCUGCCCGAAGAGUGGGCCUGCAAAAGCUGUGGGAUUGGUGCUUGGGUUUGGUGCAGAUGACAUCAGUGCCCUGGAGAGUCGUGAUUGGCCGCCUCGGGCGGAUAGGACACGGCGAGUUAAGAGACUGGAGUAUUCUGCUAAGCAGAAGGAAUCUGCAGUCUCUAAGCCGCCGGCUGAAGGACAUGUGCAGGAUGUGUGGCAUCUCUGCCGCCGACACACCCAGCAUCCUCAGCGCCUGCCUCGUUGCCUUGGAGCCCCAGGGCUCUUUUGUCAUCAUGCCAGACUCGGUGUCAACGGGUUCGGUGUUUGGCCGCAGCACCACCCUGAACAUGCAGACGUCCCAGCUGAGCACCCCUCAGGACACGUCCUGCACGCACAUCCUGGUGUUCCCCUCUGCCUUCGUCCAGGUGGCCACCUCCAACUACACCACUGAGAACAUCGACAUUGCCUUCAACCCCAUCAACGAUGGAUCAGACGCAAUAGGUGGCAUCUUUGACCUCCUGGAGCAGGAGAAUGAAAUGGUGGACCCCGACAUCAUCAACAUCCUCCCAGCCUCCCCCACCACCUCGCCGGUGCACUCGCCAGGAUCUCAUUACCACCACGGAGGAGACGGCAGCAAGGGCCAGAGCACCGAUCGCAUGGAGUCUCAUGAGGAGACCCCCAACAUCCUCCAGCAGCCCCUGGCUCUCGGCUACUUCGUGUCCACGGCUAAAGCGGGCCCACUGCCCGACUGGUUUUGGUCGGCCUGCCCGCAAGCCCAGAACCAGUGCCCUCUCUUUCUCAAGGCCUCUCUACAUAUUCAUGUAUCCUCAGUGCAGUCAGACGAGCUGCUCCACAGCAAACACUCUCACCCUCUCGACUCCAAUCAGACCUCAGACGUACUCAGAUUUGUGCUGGAGCAGUACAAUGCCCUGUCCUGGCUGACCUGUGACCCUGCCACACAGGACCGCCGCUCCUGUCUGCCUAUCCACUUUGUGGUGCUCAACCAGAUGUACAACUUCAUCAUGAACUUGUUGUGAAGCGUUACAAAGGCUGUGAAACAGCCGAGCAGGAUUGUUUUUUUUUUUUUUGUUUGUUUUGUUUUUUUUAACCAGUUGGGAACCAUCAGUGGAGGGGGGUGGGAGGGUAUGGAGAUGCACCCUGAAGAGGAGAUGUAGCGUGUGCAGGUGCAGAUGUGCUCUGGAUUUUUCUAUAAUCGAAGAUGAUGGCUCAGGAGAUGUGAACAAGAACGAGGGUUCCUGUUUGCUGGCUGUGACCCAGGAUUAUGCCUGCGGAGCAGCCUCCCCCUUUUGAUGUCAAGGACACUCUUAUGUAAAGAAAAAAACAAAAUGCUCUCAGCAAGAGGGAAAGAAGGAGUCAGCGGGAAAACGGAAAGAUGUGGUUUUGGGAGUAAAGAAGCUCGGCCACAAGACACGAGAUGAAGAACAACAGUGUGAUUUUCUGCCGUUGGUGUGUUCAUCAUUGUAAUCUGACCUGUUUUUAAAGACUCCCUGCAAUGAAUGGAAAUGAAAUUGAUUGUUGGUGAUGGUGAUGCUAGCAACACUGAGCAUAUUCAUCACGGCUACCCGCAGGUGCUUUGACAUCAGAAUCAGCCGGUUCGUGUCGGAAAUGUGUCUGUAAAUUAUUGGAAGCAAAGGGACAUUUCAAUCUAAAAGGAAACCAUGGGUUUUCAACUCCCUGAAGUUCCCUGUUUGAAUACCUGCAUUGUUCUUAUUUAUUGUUUCUAAAUGUAUAAUUUGUUUUAUUUCUUAACUUCUUUUAUAUAUGAAAUGUUCUAGAAGGUUUAUAUUGCCUUCCUGCUUUAAAGCAAUUGGUCUAAAAUGCGUUAUUGUCUUAAUUAAAAAAAAUUACAAACACACAAAAACAACAAAAAAUAUAAUGAAGUUCCAGUAGGUUGCUUUUAGAAUAUUAUUUUUUGUAAGGGAGACAGAAUAUUUGUAUUGUCACAUUGUACAGAAGAAAUAGGUUGGGGUUGGGUGGGGAAAAUACGUCCAUGCCUCGGUGUGAGAGCUGGGGGGUGUGGGGCAAGGAGGCUGAAUUGCAGCUAAGCUGUUGCUGAGGAGGGCAUGUACAGCAAUGAUUUCACUGUGUUAAAAAUAAAGAGGUACAUUGUCGUAUAUAGUAUUUUAUACAACACAUUUAGACCCAGAAAAAAUGGCAAUAUAUAAAUAAUUAUAUUUGAAUUUCGUGCCAGACAUGGGUGGUGCGGCUUCUGUUUUAGGAAUAAAGUGCGUCAACUCGA